GGAUGGAGAAUAUGACCUUCAGUCAAACAGCAUCUAAGUUGUUGGUCAGUGGGGUUCCAAGUUCUCUUCUAACUCCCGUCGGAUUGCUCCUAUUUCAUCCACCGUACUCGUCCAUACAUCCCUGCAUACAUCUGUAUCGCUUCUGUGCACUGUUCAAAGACGAACCAAGGCUACCAUGGGAAACUGGCUGUCAAAUGGGCCAUCACGUUCCAGUGAGGGCCAAUUUGGUGACUUUGCUGAUGAUCGUGCAAAGGAGAACAGAUUAUCUCUUGUUGGGCACACCAGCAAUUAUAUAUCAGCGCUGUCAUCAUAUUCCACUUCUGCCACAUUAUCAACGCCCUGGCCCUCUCACAAUGACGCCAAAGCUGUUUCUUCUCCAUUUCCGACGCGAGCAGAGUAUCUCCGCCAGCCUCUGCGUGCAGAAUCGUUGCAAGAUGCGCUUCAGACGCUUCUCAAUUA
Molecule: messenger RNA, 459 nt
Organism: Suillus paluster
Lineage: Eukaryota; Fungi; Basidiomycota; Agaricomycetes; Boletales; Suillaceae
Exons: 2
Source: RefSeq, a predicted model, not a curated record